CGCUGUCGCUGCUUGGCCGUCGCGCUUCUCUCAGCGCAGAUCCGAUUCAUGUUCGAUCUGUUACAGGAUCUGGAGUCGGAUCGGGAUCUGAUGUCGGGUCUGAUAGUCGCUCUCUGGACCGGAUCUGGAGUGAAUGUGAAGAGAAGCGAGAGAGGAGCAGCAGGAGAGCUCAGGAGGAUCAGUACUGAAGAACCUCAACCAUACAGGAGUGGAUUUACUGCAGGAGUGAAUCCAGGAGGAGGUGAAGGAGUGAAUGAGGAAUAGAAGUGGAUUUUGGACUGAACUGUAACGGUCCGGGGCCCCAGAUGUACCAGCGGCUGGAAGCGUCCUGGGUUCAGGCCCACUGGAGUGUAACGGAGAGGAGAGGAGGCGGGGCGGGCGUUUCGGGCUCCGGGCGGAGGGAGUCCCGCCGUGGAACCUGCACCCUCGGAGAGGAACGCGGCGCCGAGGCGAAGGACCGACAAUUAUAGAGGGAUUAACCUCGGACUUCCUUCCUGUGAGAUUUGAUCUCAUAAAGCACCUUAUUCGCUGGAUUUACUUCUGAUUCUUCAGGCCUCGGGUUCGAGGAGGACCUCAUGGCGUUUUGUCCCAGAAUGGAGUUUCAGAUGGGAGUCCUGCACAAUGACUGGACCACUUUUCUUCGCUUCUGGUUCACUGUGUUCCUGGGCUUGUAUGUGCAAUUCGACCCCGUGGCGUCCUGCCCCAAAGUGUGCCGCUGUGACAAGACCUUCAUUUACUGCAACGAGAGGAGUCUGACGUCGGUCCCUCUAGGGGUCCAGGAGGGCUACAAGACUCUGUUCCUGCAGAACAACCAAAUAAACAACGCAGGCUUCCCCAGCGAGCUACACGGCGUAGCUUCGCUCGAGUUCGUCUCCUUGUACGGGAACCAGCUGGACGAAUUUCCGCUGAACCUACCCAAAAACGUGAGGACCCUCCAUCUGCAAGAGAACAACAUUCAGACCAUCUCCAGAGGUGCCCUGGGACAGCUCCAGAUGCUGGAGGAGCUGCACCUGGAUGACAACUCCAUCUCCACGGUGGGCGUCGAGGACGGGGCCUUUCAGGAGGCGGCGAGUCUCAAGCUCCUCUUCCUCACCAAGAAUCACCUCAGCAGCAUCCCUGCAGGGUUACCGACUGACCUGAAGGAGCUCCGUCUGGAUGAGAACCGGAUCGCCGUGAUCCACCAGGACGCCUUUCGGAACGUGACCAACCUGCAGCGGGUAAUCCUGGAUGGAAACCUUCUGGAGGACGACGCCAUCGCUGAGGGAGCCUUCCAGAACCUGGUGAACCUGAAGGAACUUUCGUUAACCCGCAAUUCCCUGACGACGCCCCCAUCCUUGCUUCCAGGGUCACUUGUUAGGUUAUAUCUACAGGAGAACCAGAUGAAAGACAUCUCGGUUUCGGCGUUCUCCGGCCUCGGACAGCUUGAGAAGCUCGACUUGUCCGGGAACGUCCUUCAGACUUUACCGCAGGGAGUCUUCAACGGGUUGAAAAGCCUGACGCAUCUUAACGUGCGGAACAAUCAGUGGCGCUGUGACUGCGCCGUCAAGUGGAUUGUUACCUGGCUGAAGUCCUUACCAUCUUCCACAAACGUCAAAGGGUUCAUCUGUCACCGGCCCGACCGGUUGAAGGGCAUGGUAAUCCGAGAGCUACCGGUUGACACCCUGGAAUGCCCUGGCAGCACUACCGUCUAUCCGCGGGUCACUCAGUUACCUCCGACUACACCACUCCCUCACAGGACCACCGACCUUCCAUGGACCUCACGUCUUACCACCGGACCGUCCACUGUUUCGUUCCCAACCACGACCCGGCCCACACCCCCUCCACCACAGUUUGUUCCCAAUUUCCCUCCUCCGUACGAAGACCCCAUGAAAAUGUCCGUCCUGUUCGUGAACGCGACGUUCGCUGAGGUCUCCUGGGAGUCUUACUUCACCGUGACAGCGUACAAAGUCACCUGGGUGAAACGGAGCCAGAGCUUGAUGAUGGACGUCAGUCGGGAGAGGACGGUACCCGGAGACCAGCGCAGACUCGGCUUGUAUGACCUGGAGCCCAAGUCCGACUACCGCAUCUGCGUGUACAUUCUGGACACCCUAAACAGCUACCGCCCCGGCGAGGACACCAUUUGCACAGAAAUAAGGACCAAAGCCGCGCCCAGAAGCCCCGGGAACACGGGGAACACGGAGUCGGAGCAGGUGGCGCAGCAGGACCCCACCCUGACCUUCCUCCUGGCCGGAGUGAUCGGCGGCGUGGCGCUGAUCGUUCUCAUCACCCUGCUCGGCCUGUUCUGCUGGCACGUGCACAGAAAGAGCCGGGCGUCCCGCGCCCAGUCCGAGUGGAAGUACAGCCGGGGCAGGAGGAAAGACGACUACUGCGAGGCGGGCACCAAGAAGGACAACUCCAUCCUGGAGAUAACCGAGACCAGCUUUCAGAUCGUGCCGCUGAACAACGAGCAGCUGUUGAAGGGCGAUUUUAGGAUCCAGCCCGUCUACACGCCCAACGUGGGCAUCGGGUAUCGGGACUGCCACCGGAGCAACAACAGCCUGGUGUUCUGCAAGAGCAGCAACGUGCCCACCGUGGACUUUUGCCACACGUGACGGGACACACGUGCUAAUUUAAACGACUCUCGGAUUCAUACACGGAUUUAUCUUGUAUUUUUGAUACAUUCCCAGGACUCGGUUCCUGAUCGUGGUUCCGCUCGCGGUUGCGCCGCUGUGGUUUGUACUAUAGAGACGUUUUCGACGUCCUGGUGGGGGCGCUGGUUUUCAGUCAAGGAUUUAUUUUUAUUUUUUAUUUCCGCUGAUAUUUGGUUAAUUUCACAAUAAAAUCCAUUUUUACAAAUAAAUAAAUGAAUAAAAUUC
Messenger RNA from Trichomycterus rosablanca, 2855 nucleotides. RefSeq names its product fibronectin leucine rich transmembrane protein 2 (gene flrt2). Lineage: Eukaryota; Metazoa; Chordata; Actinopteri; Siluriformes; Trichomycteridae. The record is from RefSeq and is a predicted model, not a curated record. Gene Ontology annotation, molecular function: protein binding. Bases 576 to 2591 code for a protein of 671 amino acids. The transcript is spliced from 2 exons.